GCUUGGCUACAGUGUUACGCCGAGGGUACACCGUCACCUUCCAUCACUUGGCUGAAAGAGGGGAAAGUCGAGGUGGCACCCAUGUCCUUCAUUGAGAUGGAGGACGGGAACCUCAAGAUUCAAGGCGUGCAGAGGAGCGACGCCGGCACCUACACCUGCGUGGCAUCGAACGUGGCUGGCACUGCGCAGGCGAAUGUGGUGCUGGAGGUUGGGUCGCCGCCCUCGGUCGUCCAGGCGCCCGCAGACACCGUCGUGGAGAUCGGCAGCACAGGCGGCCUCUCGUGCUAUGGCGUGGGCGUGCCAGAGCCCAGCAUCACCUGGAGGCGAGAGGACGGCGCCCCCCUUCCUCCUCACAUCACCCACGACCGCGACGGGCAACCUCAGAGUGCAAGGGAUGAAAGUGGAGGACGAAGGCACGUACCUCUGCACGCUUCAGAACUUGUACGAUUCCGUCACUCUGCGGGCCUCGAUUUCGGUGUCUGGCCUCUUGGCCCCCCUGAUCGCCGCGCCCCCGGACCCUAACCUGAAGGCUACCCUGGACGCCCCUGUCACGCUGCCAUGCACAGUGAUCAUGGCCAACCCGCCGCCCGUCCUCGUGUGGCUUCAUGACGGCGUGCCUGUCAGGGCGGGCAAAGGCAUGGUCGUCAAGAGCGAUGGAACCCUGAGCAUCUUCUCCGUGACUGUUAAGCACGAGGGAGAGUACCAGUGUGUGGCAACCAACGUGGCCGGGAAUUCGUCGCAGACUCUCAAUCUCAAAAUACUGGUUCCGCCUCGAGCCAAGCCCAAGCGAGUGGAGGACAGCGUGGCGGCGCUGGAGGGCGACGUGGUCAAGCUCAAGUGCCCCGUCAAGGCUGACCCUCGACCCACCUUCAUCUGGCACAAGAACGGACAGCCGGUUUCACGGACGUCCCCGAGAAUGCGGGUCCUUCAAGACGGCAUCCUCGUGAUCCGGCAGCUGCUGGCCGACGACGCGGGGACCUACGUGUGCACCGCCGUCAACGCCGCGGGAGCCACCAAGAUCGCCGUCGUGUUGGAUGUCCAUGUCCCGCCCACCAUCGCAGAGGGACCCACCUCGUACACAGUGGGCGAGGGGGAAGUGCUUGAGAUCGAGUGCGUGGCUUCGGGGGCGCCUCUCCCCUCCAUCACGUGGGUACGGCAGGACCAAACACUCCUGCUGGACCAGACCAUGCCCGAUGGUACGCUGAGGAUGGUAGCAACAAUGCAGAGCGAAGGACAGUACGAAUGCAUGGUGACGAACGCUGCAGGCUCAGCAUACAAAACCGUCGCUGUCCUCAUUAGUAAACCCCCUGAGAUCUCCCCGCCCGGCGACGAGACCCUGGCGGUGUCAGCAGGUCAAGAUCUCAAACUGCCAUGCGAGGUCAGAGGUCAUCCAGAACCCGAAGUGUCUUGGAGACGAAAUGGGUUCGCGCUGGCUACGGAUGAGAGGCUGGUGCCUUCCCCCGGUUACCUGCUAAUGAGUGCCGUCACACCUGAUCUCGCGGGGAACUACACCUGCAGUGCCAUCAACCAGGCCGGAAAUGCCCAUAAGACUUUCGCCAUAACAGUUAAUUAUCCCCCUCAAGUGGAGACGGUGGAGGAGACGUGGCCCGAAAGGAGCGUGGUGGAAGGAGGUCGCCUGUCUUUGCCGUGUCCUGCGUUGGCCAAUCCUACUCCGACGCGCGAUUGGACCAAGGAUGGCGUUCGACUCCUGCCCGAAGAAGGAUUGGAUAUCCUGGACAGCGGGACCGUGGAAGUCUCUCGAGCAGAACCCAAGCACUCAGGCAGCUACAGAUGCACGCUCACCAACUUUCUCGGUCAAGCACACAUUGAUUACGACGUGAAGGUCCUCAUCCCGCCCAGAGUGACCCAGCGGCACCGUCCAAGCGCCCCUGUUGUAGUGGAAGGUGAAGACGUCGUUAUCAACUGCCCGGUGGACGCAGUACCCAUCCCGACCAUCACGUGGCUCAAGGACGGCGUGUCCAUCUUCUCGACGAAGGACCGCGCCGACAUGACCCACAUCGUCGUCGAGAACAAUGGCCAGACGCUCUACAUCCUCGAGGCAACUGUGGACGACAAAGGCGUGUACCGCUGCGUGGCCAAGAACGACGCUGGGGUGACGGAGCUGCUCUUCCCGCUGGAGGUCCUCGUGGCGCCACAGUUCACCGAGUUCUUCCACAACCCCGACGUGACCUUGCAUGCCGGGGAAGAACUUGACCUCGACUGUGACGUCAGCGGUGACCCUGAGCCGCAGGUAUCGUGGAAACGUGACGGGGAGCCUCUGUACGCUCACGUGUCGCCUGGAGGUCGCCGAGUACACGUGCAACACGCCAAGGUCGGGCAUGCAGGACACUACAUGUGCACGGCCGUUAAUACCGCUGGCACCACACACAGGAACUUCAGCGUCACCGUCCUCAAACCACCCACGAUGGAGGACGGGGGCGCGGACGAGCUGACGGGCAUAGAAACUGUGAAGGGAAGGGACGCUAAGCUGUGGUGCAGAGCGGACGGAUCACCCGCGCCCGAGAUCGUCUGGACGAAGGACCGUCAGCUCAUUUCUCCUCUACAGGGAGGGAAAUAUUCCACACAGGAAGAAGGACAGAUGCUCACCAUACACGAGGUUACGCCAGAGUCCUCGGGUUUGUACGAAUGCACCGCCACGAACUUCGUCGGCACCGCUACCCGCACCUUCAACGUCUCCGUCAUGACGCCGCCCACGAUCCGCGACGCGGGCGGAAGCGACGUGGUAACCGACGUGCAGGUGGUGUCGGGUCGGGAGGCCAUCCUGUACUGCGGCGUCGAGGGGUCCCCGCCGCCCUCCAUCACCUGGCUUAGGGAUGGGCGGACCCUCAAACCAGGGCCCCGAGUCCACUUCACGGGCCCCUACGAACUCCUCCUGACGAGCGUGCAGGCGGGGGACGCGGGGGACUACGCCUGCCUGGCCACCAACCGCGCGGGGACGGCGGAGAAGCAGUUCGACAUCAGGGUCAUCGUUCCGGCCACGAUACCGGACGACGAGGAUGGCUCUCCGCCGAUGCAGGAGGUCCUGGUCGACAUGCCCUUCUCCCUCUUCUGUCCUGUAGAAGGCACGCCGCAGCCACGCAUCACAUGGACGAAGAACUCCGCCCCGCUGGACGGUCUGCUCGGCUUCCACGGCCUGGGCGGGCGGGUGGCGCUCGGCGACGGCGGGCGGCGCCUCUUGGUGUCCGAGGCCUGUCAUGCAGGACACCGGGACUUACAUGUGCGUGGCCGAGAAUGAGGGCGGACGCGACACGGCCUCCUACCAAGUCAAUGUGUUAGCACCACCAGUAAUUAUACAAGACAAAGACACGUUCCGGUCCGCCGUGGAGGGCGAUGACGUGGUCCUCGACUGCGAAGUGGACGGCGACCCUCCGCCCGCCAUCGUGUGGCUGCAGGACGGCGUGUCACUGCAGGAACUGUA
Molecule: messenger RNA, 3439 nt
Organism: Penaeus chinensis
Lineage: Eukaryota; Metazoa; Arthropoda; Malacostraca; Decapoda; Penaeidae
Product: hemicentin-1-like
Exons: 24
Coding region: 194-3256 (1020 amino acids)
Biological process (GO): axon guidance; cell adhesion
Cellular component (GO): plasma membrane
Molecular function (GO): protein binding
Source: RefSeq, a predicted model, not a curated record